This is a messenger RNA of Merops nubicus (carmine bee-eater), 910 nucleotides long. RefSeq names its product coiled-coil domain containing 65 (gene CCDC65). The transcript is spliced from 5 exons. Gene Ontology annotation, cellular component: axoneme; axonemal dynein complex. Gene Ontology annotation, biological process: regulation of cilium movement; cilium-dependent cell motility; axonemal dynein complex assembly. The annotation marks the transcript as partial. The record is from RefSeq and is a predicted model, not a curated record. NCBI's taxonomy places the organism in Eukaryota, Metazoa, Chordata, Aves, Coraciiformes, Meropidae.
CCUCCGCAGUCCCUGAUCAAAGACCUGGAGGAGGCGGAGGAGCAGCACGCCCGGGCCCUGCGCAGCCACUUGCACAACAUUGACCGCCUGUUGGAGCUCCAGCGCCGCCGCCUGAGGUGCCUGCAGGAGGGGUACGAUGCCCAGCUGGAGGCCCUGCAGACAGAGUUUGAGGAAGAGAGGAGGCUCAUCCUCGAGCAGCACGAGCGAGAAAGCUGCUGCCUGCAGGACAUCAUGCUGGCCACGGAGCAGAACUACACCAAAAAGGAGGAGGAGGUCACGAUGAAUUUCCAGAGUGCCCAGGCUGACAUGAAAAACAAGAGCCUGUGGGACACGGAGUACAGCCGCCUGCAGCUGAGUGGGAAGGUGGAGGGGCUCUGGGAGCAGCUCCAGAGGGCCGUGCAGAGCUACACCGAGGCCACCGAGCACCAGAAGAUCACUUUCGAGGUGCUGAAGCAGAAGGACAAGAAGAGCUCCAGGGAGAUCAAGAUGCAGAUGAAGAAGCUGCAGAAGCUGCAGGACUUGGUGACAGCCACCAAGGGCCAACUCGUGGCUCACCGCCGGGAGAACGAGGAGAGGAACAGGCAGGCACGGGAGGAGAAGGAGAAGCUGAUGAGGCAGCUCCAGGAGCUGGAGAGCAGCAUGAGCCAGGCCAGGAUGAAGGCCCGUGGUGACCUGGCCAAGCUCACCGUGCAGAGCAACGCCACCCUGAAGGCGCUGGUGAAAGUGGUGGAGAAGCAGGCCAUGCAGGACUACGUGGGGCUGGAGCGUUUCUGGCAGCGCUUCAACAAGGUGAAGCUGGAGGAGCAGGCCCUGGAGCGGGCACGGGAGGUGCUGAGGGAGAGGAACCGGCGCCUGCGGGGGGUGCUCAGGAGGUGCCUGGAGGGGUUCUCGGUCCACCAAGAGGUGCUGG